CACAAAGUGUUUACUUUAGUUGCAGUUUAACACUGAUUUAUAGAUGGACUGAAUUUAAAUUAUAGGAUAUUACGAUAUGCUGUUUGUUUUUUGCCUCGAUUUUAUUUUGUAGCAAAGCGAACAGAGUUUUUUUUAAAUUAUAGCUAGUUUUGUUGAAAUAACUUUUUUUAAAAUGACUCUAGAUCUUGAGAAAAGUUCAUUACUGUCCGUUGGCUUAGGUAUAGCUGUGGUAUCUAGUUUUAUUAAUGGUUCAACGUUUGUGUUGCAGAGGAAGGGAAUAUUGCGUGCUCAAAAGCGAGGCACCUCAUACUUGACUGAAUACGUAUGGUGGGGUGGAACACUGUGCAUGGUCAUAGGUCAGAUAGGGAAUUUCUUGGCCUACAAUGCUGCUCCUGCUGUCUUGGUUACACCACUAGGAGCUCUGGGUGUGCCUUUUGGGGCCCUGUUGGCUUCCUAUGUGCUCCAAGAGCACCUCAACGUCCUGGGAAAGCUGGGCUGUUUGUUAAGCUGUGUCGGCUCAGUUGUCCUGAUUAUUCACACUCCGAAGUCCGAGAAUGUGACCUCCAGGGCCGAGCUUGAAGAAAAGCUGGGAGAUCCAGUCUUCUUAGGCUACCUCUUUGUGGUUCUGCUCCUGCUGAUAUUGUUGAUAUUUUGGAUGGCUCCAUCGCGCGGAGCCUCCAACAUCAUGGUGUACGUCAGCAUCUGCUCCCUUCUCGGCAGUUUCACUGUGCCCAGCAGCAAAGGCCUGGGGCUGGCGGCACAGGACGUGUUUCGCGGGGACUCCACCAGCCAGGGUGCGUUCUACCUCUUUGCGGGACUGCUGGGCACGCUGGCGGUCAGCAUCCUCAUUCAGUUCGCCUUCAUCAACAGAGCCCUGGAGCACUUUGACUCCAACUUGUUCGGAGCCAUCUACUACGUGACUUUCACCAGCAUGGUCACGCUGGCCUCCGCGGUCCUGUUCCGGGAAUGGAGCAGGGUAGGAGUGCUUGACUGUCUGGGCAUGCUGUGUGGCUUCACCACUGUGUCUGUGGGCAUCGUCCUGCUGCAGAUCUUCAGGGGUGUCACCCUCACUUGGAAGAAUGUAACACCACCAUCCAAGAACGACUAAAGCCACCUGAUUCUUCCUUGUAGUAUGCAUGGGUAGUUUCAUAAUUGCUUUGCUCUUUAUACUACGAAGAGCCACUGUUUAUAAUUCUUUAAAACUGUGAGUUGUAUUGAUUUUAAACAUAUAGGAUGAGCAUCAAAAAAAGCAUUAGUCUAUUUAAAUGACAGUUUUUUAGAAAAAUGAAGUAUUCAUAUUUUGAUUUGCAUACUUGAUUUUGCCAUAAUUGUGAUAAAGGUGUUAUUAAAAAAUAACCAUGAUACACUUGCAUGCUGUAUACUGAUACAUCACUAAGGGAAUAUGCCCAUGUCAGGUCUCCUCAAGAAAACUGUUGGUGCACCUGCUAUUGUCAUUUUCCUAAUAAAAUCGUCUGGUGCAAACAUG
Molecule: messenger RNA, 1486 nt
Organism: Lepisosteus oculatus (spotted gar)
Lineage: Eukaryota; Metazoa; Chordata; Actinopteri; Semionotiformes; Lepisosteidae
Gene: nipa1
Product: NIPA magnesium transporter 1
Biological process (GO): magnesium ion transport
Cellular component (GO): membrane
Molecular function (GO): magnesium ion transmembrane transporter activity
Source: RefSeq, a predicted model, not a curated record